Messenger RNA from Pochonia chlamydosporia 170, 765 nucleotides. RefSeq names its product CTD kinase subunit gamma. The transcript has 3 exons. Lineage: Eukaryota; Fungi; Ascomycota; Sordariomycetes; Hypocreales; Clavicipitaceae. Gene Ontology annotation, cellular component: CTDK-1 complex. Gene Ontology annotation, biological process: positive regulation of DNA-templated transcription, elongation; positive regulation of transcription by RNA polymerase I. The record is from RefSeq and is a predicted model, not a curated record. The coding region runs from base 1 to 765 and encodes 254 amino acids.
AUGGCGGACCCUUUUGAGGUUCGCAUGCGGUUCAGCUUGCAGCUGCAGCACCUGAAUGCUUCAGUAAAUUCUGCACAAAAGGCUGCUCAGUAUGCUCUGAAAUACAAGGAUAUGGAUGAGGACUUGCACUCGUGCAUUCUGGAGCAAGUUGAGCGAAAUAACAUGAAUACUCGUGCAAACAUCAUGUACUUCAUCGAGCAUUUUCUGGACUUGGCGACGGCAGGGCACGCUGAGUAUGUUCGCAUGAUGCAGCGAGAUAUUAUUCGAGUGGUCGACGCUGUUGCGCCUGAUGACGGAUCUGGCGCCACAAAUGUCAAGGUGGUUCGAAAGGUUUUGCAAGGUUUGCAGAGUAAGGGGCACCUAGAGCCUCAAGCGGUCAGCCAGAUUGAGGAUGUUCUGAAAGAGCGAGAGACAAACGACGCGGAUUUAAGUCCUGCUUCGCCAACUGCUGAUGUUGAGAUGACGGACAAGCCCGAUGUCCAGACCGCGUCCAAGUCGGCGCAGAAAUCGGCAGCACACCGCUUGGAUAAGCGUCAAGUCGAACAGCGCAUAGAAGAGGAUAGGGAACGGCACAAGCGGCAACGAGAGAGUAUUUGGGCUAUUCCCAAGACUGACGACGCGGAGAUGAACAAGUUGUGGGAGGAGACUAGCGAUUAUGGCGAGGAUGAUGACCGUUUGCUCACUGAAGAGGCUGAUGACUUUGUCAAGGAGAUGGAGAUGCAGCAUUGCCCUCAUAGACGUGCUGCAAAUGGGGAUCAUCACUAG